Molecule: messenger RNA, 742 nt
Organism: Carcharodon carcharias (great white shark)
Lineage: Eukaryota; Metazoa; Chordata; Chondrichthyes; Lamniformes; Lamnidae
Gene: magoh
Product: mago homolog, exon junction complex subunit
Exons: 5
Coding region: 70-510 (146 amino acids)
Biological process (GO): RNA splicing
Cellular component (GO): exon-exon junction complex; catalytic step 2 spliceosome; nucleus
Source: RefSeq, a predicted model, not a curated record
AGGACGCAGCGUGACGCGGGAGGACGCAGCGUGACGCGGGAGGACGCAGCGUCGGCCGGCGCGGGGACCAUGUCGAGUGAUUUCUAUCUGCGAUAUUAUGUGGGGCACAAGGGCAAGUUUGGCCACGAGUUCUUAGAGUUCGAGUUCAGGCCGGACGGCAAACUCAGAUAUGCAAAUAACAGCAACUACAAAAAUGACGUAAUGAUUAGGAAGGAGGCAUAUGUCCAUAAAAGUGUUAUGGAAGAACUAAAGCGAAUCAUAGAAGACAGUGAAAUCACAAAGGAAGACGAUGCGUUGUGGCCCCCACCUGACCGGGUGGGGCGACAGGAGCUGGAGAUUGUAAUAGGAGAUGAACAUAUUUCAUUUACAACAUCAAAGAUUGGGUCUCUAAUUGAUGUAAAUCAAUCCAAGGAUCCAGAGGGCCUGCGAGUAUUCUACUACCUGGUCCAGGACUUGAAAUGUCUAGUUUUCAGUCUCAUUGGGUUGCACUUCAAGAUCAAGCCUAUCUAAGAGUUUGAUAUUCACACAAGGAUGAUGGAUUCAGGGAUGGACCGCACUCGGAGUGGGAAGAGAUAAGAGGGCUCAAAUUGACUUGGACUCAAUAUGUGUUACAGUAACUAACUUUGUCUCAUGUGGAUUGUAGAUUUGGUAAUUUUUUUAUGUGAAUAUAUAACGAUUUCAUCUUGUUCACAAAAUAUUUGAUUUUCUUUUUAUAUUAAAAUAAAUUUAAUUGGAUAAUUAA